Molecule: messenger RNA, 3415 nt
Organism: Lingula anatina
Lineage: Eukaryota; Metazoa; Brachiopoda; Lingulata; Lingulida; Lingulidae
Product: RPA-related protein RADX-like
Molecular function (GO): single-stranded DNA binding
Source: RefSeq, a predicted model, not a curated record
AGAUGGCGGAUGUUUUAAAAGACUGCAUUUCGAAUUUGAAGACAUUAAUCCGUAAUUCACACUCUCUUGGAGAACAAUUAGAGUCCAUCAAUGUGUUAGUAUUGGCUAUUAACAGAUAUGCAGCAGAUCCCCUGUCUUCUAUGAUAACAAAUGUGUGUGGUACUGAUAUUAGCAGUCUAUACGAUGUCACAAUAACAGAUGGAGCACUGAAGAUGAAAUGUGUAUUCUCACCAAAUCUCAAUGAAAAGAUUCAGAGAUAUGAGAUCUGUGUUGGGAGUCUUGUGACCCUGGAAGAGUGUGAGGUGAAGGUCAGUGAGACUGACCUUGACCUGGACAGUGUCGUGGUCAUAAAUAGUGUGACAGUGAUACCAUGUGACCUGCUGUGGCACAGGGUAAUACCAGAGAGACUUGAGUGGCACUCUUUUGCCACAGAUAAAGAGAAGGCAGAAGUACCAUUGCUGGCCAAUAGAGGGAGCUACCUGUCUACGUGGAAUGUCAGUGAUCCCAGUGGCAGGUUAUGGCAGGGAAAUGCGUGUCCCAGCUUCUAUCCCAGUGGUCACUGCAACGUUUUAACACUGAAAGAGCUGUCACAGCAGUGGAAAUCACUGAAGCGCCCUCUAUCUGCUGUCAUAGUUAGGGUGCUCUGUAAAUCGAGGCUGCAGUCGUAUCCUAGGCCAGGGAAGACAGACAAGUGGCCUUAUCAGGCAUAUUUUGAGGUUGCAGACAGAAGUGGUGCCUGUACUGUAAUUCUGUGGAAUUCACUUUGUCCUGAGCUUUACAAAAGCAUCCAGGAGGGCUCUGUCCUGCGCCUCGGGAACUACAGAGUGAGGGAGAGGUUCCAGAUGCACACACGCCCCUCGCUUAGGAACAACGAUCUGGAGCAGUUUGAUAUCGAGAUCAGUGUCAACAAGCACCACCCCAUUGGUGAGGUACAGAUGGUUCCUCUGGCUAGUGUGGACCAAAACUGGCACCUGCCUGAGUUAAAGUACAGAUUUGCUAAUAGGAGGCAGCUAGGGAGCCUCCCAGAAGAUAGCAAUGUAGACAUAUGUGGUAUUAUCACUUACAUAUCAAGGUACUGCAGACUGAGAAGGAAAGGUACAGGGUGUGAAGGAGGGUUUUGGACGAUGCGUUGGUUACAUGUUCAUGAUGAAAGUAGCAGGCAGCCUGUGAUAGUCCAGCUGUUUUCAACUUCUCAGGUAAAAGAAAUAACCUUUAAUUCAAUACAGCCAUGGAAAAUUUUUGGUGAAAAUGAAAAUUUUCCUGAAUCUCAUGCCCGUUUGGCCCCUGGUCAGAUGUUGGUGUGUACACAGAUGAGGGUGAUCCAAGGACAGCUCCACACAUCUUAUCAACAGAGGUUUAUGUAUGUGACCACCACUAAUGAAUCUCAGGUAUAUACCACUGGGGACCACCACAGAGGUCAGUAUAUGACCUGUCCACAGGUCAAGGCUGUCAUCCAGUGGUGUCAGAGGUCACAGGUCAGGGACAUGGUCUCCAUGGCAACAGUUGGUGGUUACUAUGACUACCCUCCACUACCAUCUACUCUUUUGGAAUAUAAAGACUUGUUUAAUGAGGAAAAACCAUUGAGGGUAACAACCAGUGAUAAUCUGGAGACAGAACUGAGAGAUAUUUACUACAGGGAACAGAAGAGAAUCACAUUUCAGGGACUGAUAGUACAGGUGAAAUAUGUGCCCCCAGACCACACCCGACCUGGAGAGGGGGAGGAGGAGGAGGGGGAGGGAACGAUGGAGGAGAGUGAAUUCACACCAGUGGCGAGCAGGCUCAGGUCAAAGAGAAAACUCAGCCCUGCUGCGGCAACCAUUUCUCCAUCAAAAGCAACAAAGACAUUACCUCAGCAAGCUUCAAAAAAUUCUCUGCCCAAGACUACAGGGAGGACAAUGAAGAAGGCACAGUCGCCUUCAAAAGGGAAAAAGACAUCACCAAAGAAAUCAGGCUCUAGAGAAGGAAAGGACAAAUCUGCAGCAGUGGACAGGGAGAAUGAAUUAUUGUCUGAAGCAGCGGUAGAGCAGCAGGUGGUUGUAGACCCAGUGUGGCAGAGACUGCUGUCUGCUGUGACUGUCCUUGGCUCCACCAGGUGUCAGCACUCUACACCAGUACUCCACAGUGACAUGAGUGCAGUUGAAUUGAAGAAAAUUAUAGGGCUGCCACCUGAUCACUUCUCACCAGCAGACUUUGAGGAUUUCUCUUACUCUGAUUUAAAAAGGCCAUCAUAUGGAGGGCAUCUUGUAGUGACAAUAUUAGGGCUCAAUGAAAGAGUAGCUGUGAACACCAUAGUCCUUUUACCACCCCAUCUUCCACAACAUCAAAACUUUACAGACCUCUUGGCAGGCAAAUUGGAUAAAAGUGAAAAUAGUAGAAAUGAAAGUGAAACUGCUGAAAAUGAAAGUGGCAAAAAUGAAAGUGAAAGUAAUAGUCUGCCCACAGUAAAGCAGUUGAUGGACAGUGCCAGAGCAGUGCAGGGAAGGAGGGUGGUGUGUGUGGUGGACUUGUACUCUCUUGGAGAGGGAGAAGAGGUGGAAGUGAUACUGAACAGAGGUUAUGUGGCUUCUUGAUAAGAAACUGACCUUUAUGCCUUUAACUUUAUAUAACAGCAAAAACAAAAGACCUGGAAUUUCCAGCAUUUUUUUUCCUAAAUCACCAAGGUGCAUCUUAUCUAAAAGUUCAGAAAAUUGCAAUCUAAUUGUACUGGGUAUGCACCUUUAACAGAGUACAUUUAGUUUGCUCUGAAAAUUUUGCCAUAUUAAGAUGCAUGACUGGUGUUUGUAUCUGGUGGGCAUGUAUCGAUUGUGUACAUUGUAGGAUGUUACUGUAAAUAAGAAGUGUUACUAUUGGGAAGUUCAAUAAGACUAAAACAGAUUCUAUAAAUUUGUAUUUAUUGAUUUAUACAUUUACAUAUUUAAUAUAUACAGAUUUUUAGUGCUAUAGCACCACUUUUAGAAAUAGUCCUGUUCUCAGGUUUUAAUUCAUUUACAUCUUAUUUUUAAUGUUAAUGUUAUACAUAUUUUAAACACAAAAUCUCAGAUUUUGUUUCAUUAUUUUAAAUAGCUAUACUUCAGUAAAACAGUCAAUUGGGAGACUUGAUUGUAUGAAAUGUUCUUCGUUCUGAAUUUUUACUUAAUAACAAGUAAAAUGAAAAAUCUAUGUCAGAUCAUUACUUUCUGUUUUGCUAAAAAACAGUUAUGACAUUGUAACAGUUGUUCUUUUAUUUCUGAUGUGCUUCAGUGAAGUUUUUUCUUGUUGGUUCCAUUUAAACUUCAAUUUCUUUCAAUUAACAUCGAAGCUCACAGCAUAAUAUACACAGUAACUAUCAUCCAUAGGGUCCUACAUUCCAAACUCUCAUAUUGUUAAAUGGUCAAGAGAAUUUCCAGUCAAUUUUGUACAUAAAUUUGAGAAUGUA